Eublepharis macularius is the source of this 12709-nucleotide messenger RNA. RefSeq names its product SON DNA and RNA binding protein (gene SON). The coding region runs from base 51 to 9080 and encodes 3009 amino acids. The record is from RefSeq and is a predicted model, not a curated record. Gene Ontology annotation, biological process: regulation of mRNA splicing, via spliceosome; regulation of cell cycle. The transcript has 9 exons. Gene Ontology annotation, molecular function: RNA binding. Lineage: Eukaryota; Metazoa; Chordata; Lepidosauria; Squamata; Eublepharidae.
GCGGAUCUGCGUCUCACAGGGAAGGAGGGGGUUGGCGGCGCGAGGCUGUCAUGGCGACUAACAUCGAGCAGAUUUUUCGGUCCUUUGUGGUUAGUAAGUUCCGGGAGAUUCAGGAGCAGCACUUCGGCAGUGGAAAGGUAGCUCAACAGAAUGGUGAAAUAAAUUCAUCUGAGCAAGUGAACUCUGCGAAUGAUACAGUUGUAUCAAUUGGAACUCUUCAGAAUGAUCCACUGGUACAGAAGAUAGAGCAAGUACUAUCAGAGGUCUUGGGUGCAGAAUCACAGUACAAAACAGAUGUUGAACUGGAAACAGUGAAAAAUAAGUCUCGUUCCACUAAAAGAGGCAUACCUGAUGAAGUGCAAGAUGAAACUCCAAGAAAAAAGUCUAAAAAGGAUAAGAAACACAAAGACAAAAAGAAGAAGAAAAGAAAGAAGGAGAAAAAAGAGAAAAAAUAUAAGAAGCAGUCCAAAGAAUCAAAAUUAAGCUCUGAUCACAAAGGAUGUGGAGAUAUACAGCCUGAUUCUCAUUUGAAUCCAGAAAGCUUAGUGUUGAGUGCAGAGAAUGUGGAUAUAGGACCUGCAUCUCUCUUUAUGGAAAAAACUGUGUAUGAAAACCUAAACUCAUCUUUGGCAAAUUCACAUGAUACAUCUAAUCCAGAUACCAGCAAACUGGAUGUAUGUGAAGAAGAUUCUGUUUUGAUCAAUAUUCAGGAGAUCUGUGAAGUACAGCUAACUAAUGAAAGAGAAUUGGAAACCUGCCAGCAUACCAACCUGCCUGUGCAUUUGCAAGUAGAGGAUGAGGAUGAAUCUUUAAAUACUGCUGAUGUUGAAAGUGAUGAUAUUUGCAUGGCCAGGGUUGCAGAGACUGAUAUAAAAGAAAUGGAAAAGCCAGAGUCUUAUUCAGCAUUGCAGACUGCAGAAAAUAUAAAUGUUUCCGAGAAUAGUCUGAAGCAUGCGUGUGCAGGGCUAGAAAGCUUGGAAACAAGGGUGGAGCCUUUUUCAGUGGAAGUAAAAGAGUUGGACUUUGUCUCAGAAUCUUUGAAUCCAGAAAUCAUAACACAACCGGAAUCAACUUCAUUUGAAAAGACUGGGUGUAAAUUCAUGAAAAGUCCUUUGGAGACCGUUGGAGAAGCCAAGGAUUCUGUAACAACGUUGGGAUUUUUGGCUAUGGUGGUAGGGAAAGAUUUUGAAGCAACUUCAGAAUUUUUGAAUAAAGCAAAGGUGAAAGCUUCUGAAACUAGUCUAAAAGAUGAUGCACUUACAGAUAUGAAAGAUGAAUUACAGCAAAAUACUGAAAGAAAUGUCAUGAUGAAAGAUUUGGGGGGGAAAGUAUUGACACAGUCUAGAAUAGAGAUGAAAGAUUUGGAAAGCUUUCCUGAAUCUGUGUGUACAGUCACUGAAAAAGAUCCUAAGUUCUCUCUAGCACUUAAACCUAAGAUUUGGCCAGAAGAUUCAGAAAGAAUUACAGAAUCUGAUGAAUGUAAAUGCAUUGGAGUGAUUGUUGAUGCUGAGACAAUGGGAGAGGUGAGAGAACUAAAAGAAGCAGAAACUUCUACAAUUGUAAUGGAACUAAAAGAUCCACAGAAAUCUCAGAAGUCUCUUGAAAUUGUAGCAGAUACGAAAGAUUUCAAAGGAAUGCCAGAAUUGGAGGUUAGGACUGAUUCUGGAGCAUAUCUUUUGGCUACAGAAGUAGAAACAAAAAAUUUGGAAACUGCUACAGAAUUUGAGGAGGUGGAUGAGAGAUGUUCAGGAGCAACACCUGUAUGUCAGUCAGAAAAAGAAAAAUGGGAUGUUAUUCCAGAUACUCUUGAAACAGUAUGUCUGAAGAAUCUAGACAGUUUUUCAGAACUUGCAGGAUCUAUUCCAAUUAAUUAUUUGGAAGCAUCUUUAGAAACUGCAGUGAAUGAGAGGGGAGAUAUGGCUGUUGUUGAAGUUACUAAAGAUUCUGAUACUGUAGUUGAAGUGAAAGUUUCUGAAAGCAUUCCAAGAUCUGAAACAGUUCCAGAGAUCAAUGAUUCAGAAACAGCUGCAGAAACUCUGGAUAUAGCAAAAACUCAAUACCUGGAUGUUUCAAAGCAUGUAGCUGUGACAGAUACAGAAAGUGAGACUGUGGUCAAUCUUAAGGAUUUGAAAAAAGUUCCAGAAGAAUGUUCAAUGACAUUGAAAAAAUUAGAAACUAUUUCAGAAACUUUUCAUAUGACAGAAAUGAAACAUGUGAAAGAUGUUUUACAGUCUGAUGUGGUGGCACAAAGAGAAGAUUCAGAAAUUAAUCUUAAGCCUGGUGAUGGAGAAGAGAGAGAUUUAGAUGCUGCCUCAGAAUCACUACAUAUGAUAUUUACAAACUAUUCAGAACACAGUCUUGAGCUUUACACAGAACCUGAAGCUAUGAUGGAGUUGAAAAAUUCAGAAAGAACUCCAGAAUUGCUGCACAUGGAGGAUGCAAACAACUCUGAAGCAUUAAUUACUGGGGAAGUCAAACACUUAAAAAUUGUUGAAUCUACAGCAGUAACAAAGCUAAACGAUUUAGAAAAAAAAAUAGAAUCUCUGGACAGAGAUGUGAAAAAUAGGGAUGAAGAAUCUAAGGCAGUGACUGAUGUGAAAUAUUUGGAAACACUUGUGCCAUCUGGAGCUGUGCCCAAAGAGACAAACCUUGAAACUGUUUCUCAUUCUGUGACUGAAAUAAAGGAGAAGGCAGCCGAUACUACUGGGGAUAUGGGGAGGAGCCAGAACACUGAUGAGACAGUCAGUUUGGAAAUGGGAUCCCAGAAGGUAAAAAGCAUAACAGGAAAAGAGCUACCUGCUGAGAUUAAAGGCCCAUUUUUUAUUUCAGAGUCUUUCCAAGAGGUGAAUAUUGUAAGUUCAGAAACAACUCCAGAACUAGAUUCCAUAGCAGUGAUACAACAGCUAAAAGAAAUGGAAACAAUUACACCUGUUUUGGAUGUAGACAGCCCUAAUAAAACUCUUGGACUGCAGACAUCAGACCUCAUUGAUCCAAGAGAUUCUUCUAAACUUCUGAAUGCUGUAGAAGAAUAUGAAUCUAUUUCAGGCCACCAUGCAGUACAAAAUCUAGAAUCUUUGCAGCAUGUGAAAACAAAAGUCAGAGAAAUAAAUUUAGGUUCUCAGCAUUCUCUGGAAGUCAGAUACUCAGCACCCAGUCCAGAACUUCUAUUUCCAGAAGAAUUAAGUAAUUUGCAAGAAAAACAAAAAUUGGAAGAAAGCACAGAAGCAACAAGUUUUACAGCAGUUCCGGAUUCUCCAUAUGCAUUAGAAACUGAUCUGAUUGAUGCUUCAGAAUCUGGUGAUAUUAAUGAGGUCAUGGUUUCAGAACAUAGCUCCGAAUCUAUGGCACAGACAAAUUCAGAUAACUUUCGGAAAUCUUUGUAUGUGAUACAGCUGAAAGAUUCAAAAACAGUUUCAGAAUCUAAGAUAAUGGAUGCAAAGGACUUGGAGAUUGAUUCAGAAUCUUCCCACAGAGGGGGUGCAGAAACUGAAGAUCUCCCAGAAUAUGAAUCAGUAGCAGCAUCACAGGCCUUGGAAAUUAUUGAAGAAUGUCCAAAGAAAAAUGAAAUGCAAGAAUCAAAUACAGCAUUUGGAAAUAAAACAUUGACUGUUCCAGGUUUGGAAGUGGAUUCAGAAACUGUGUGUGUUAUGGAUAUUGAAAAUUUGGAAGUUAAAAAACAAGUAGUUCCAACAUCACUGUUUACAUAUGAAAUGAUAGGUAUAGAAGCAACUCCUAUCCCUGUCUGUGCAGCGGAGCAUAAAGAAUUCAAAACAUCUGAAAUCAUUGAAGCAGCAGUUGAAGUAAAACAUUUGGUAGCAUCAACAUCAUCUGUAGAAGUAGUGAAAGAAACUUUUGACCCUACUUGUGUAACAGAUAGAAAAGACUCAGAAGCAAAUCAGAUAUGGGAAGCAAAUCUAGAAUCAGUGGACAAAAAAGAGGUAGAUACUGAAUUUGAUCAUGAAGCAGCUCCAAAUGGUUCAGAAAUCUUUAAAAAACAUAAAACUAUUGUAGUCACAGGCGCUACAGAAGGCAUAUUGCCAGCUAUAAACACAGCAGAAGGAAAGGAACCUGGAACAGAUCUAAAACCACAAGCAGCAUUGGUUAAAACAUAUACUGAAUCAGUCUCUGAGUCUGUGAAAAUUUCAGAGACAGAAGAUUAUGAUGCAACAGUGUCUUUGUUUAUGGUGGAUAUAAAAGAUUCAGAAACAAGUUCCGUCUUUGUAGAUGCUGGAGAGGUGAAGACUUUAGAAGCAACAGUGCCAGUUGAAACAACUCCAGAACCUAUCUGUGUGUUGGAACUGGGGAAUUCAGAUGAUGUGGAGUCUGUACUUACAACAGAGAUGAAAGGUUUAGGAGAGACGCUGAAUUGUGAAGUAAUAUUGGAAGCACAAGAUUCCAUACCUAUUGUAACAAAUCUAAACACAUCAGAAUUAAAGUCUUCAGAGUCUGUGUGCAUACCUGAAGUUAGAGACUCUGAAAGGACAGUAGAACUAAGAACUACUCCAACAUAUCUAAGUUCAACAGAUUUGAAGUCUUCUGACAUGACUGCAGAAAUGAAAGCAUUGGAUAUGAUUGAUUCUGAAACUCCUCUUAAAUCAGAAACGGAAGUUAAAUAUUUUGAAUCAGUUUCAGAAACAGAUCAGGUGCUGGAACCAUUUCACCACAAAGCUGUUCCAGAAUCUGAAUGCAUUUCAGAGGAGAAAUCAUCAGAAACAACUUCAGAGGUUGUCUGUAUGAAACUGAAGGGACUUCUGGAAACAACACCAGAAUCUAAACGUGCUCAUGAAAUAAAAGAUUUAGAACCUUUUGCUGAAUCUGUAUGCAGGGGGCAGGCAACAGGCAUGGAAGAAAAUCUCAUAUAUGAAGAAGUGCUAGAUGUUUCAGAAACCACUCCACAGUUUUCAAGCAUUGUGGAAAUAGAAGACUUCAAAGCUACUGCUUCAUCUAUGGUUCCAGAAAUGGGGAAAGAGUCAGAAAAAAAAUUACCGCUAUAUUAUGACGAAAAAUGUUCAGAAACAACUACAAAAAUUACACGUGUGCCAGAUUUAAUGGUUACUUAUGCAGAUGUGGAGCCAGUCUCCAGAGUAGAGGGAAAGUAUUCAGAACCUACUGCAGAAGUGGCAUGUGUAGUGAAUACUGAAAAUUCAGAGGCAAAUUCAGGAUUUAUAGGAAUAACAAAGUUGAAAGAUACUGCAAAAUCUGAAACUGAUCCAGAACUUGUGCAGUUAAAAGAUCUUGAAAACAUUCCUAAAUGUGAGUCUGUCGGCAAAGUAAAAGAGCUACAAGUUUUCCAGUCCUCUAUUGAUAAAGAAGGAACGUAUUUUAAAGAAAACUCAAAAUCCCCAUUAGUUUUGGAGAGUCAGCAUUUGGAAAGAGAAUCAGCUUCCGUGCUUGUGCCAGAAAUUGUCUCUGAAGUAUCUCUGAAAUCUAUUUAUGCUAUGAAAGCAAAAGACUCUGAAGCAGCUCUUGAAUACAUGAAAGUAAAGGGUGUAGAAGUUUCAAAGCAAAAUUCAGAAUUUAUAUGUGUGGGAGAGAAGAAAGAUUUGGAACCAGCACCAGACCAUACAGCAUUAGCCCAAGCUAAGAAUUCUGAAAUGUUUUCAGAAGUCACUUUGGAGGUAAAAAAUUUGGAAGCAACUUCAGAAUCUUUGUCAUUGAUGAAGGAAAAAGAUGCAGAAGUGACUAUACUGAUGUCUUCGGAGGAGCAACUAUUAAAAGCAUCUCUAAAACCUGUAUGCAUAGCAGAAGAAAAUAAUUUGGCAGCAAGUCAACAGGUAACUGUGGAGGUAAAAGAUUUAGAAGCUGCACUUGAACCUGCGGUCAUGACAGGAAAAGACCUGGAAGCCCCUUCAUGUGAGUCUUUGAAGGAUAAACAUUUAGAAGCUGUUCCAAAGUCUUCAGAGAUAAUGAACGAAGAGGCUGGAAGCAUUUCAAAAGACAGAAAAAGUGAAAAAAUAAGCAGCAAAAGUAAAGAUAAAAGUAAGAGUGGGAAAAAAGCUAAAAAGAGUAGGUCAAAAUCUCCUUCCAAGCCAAAAAAACGUAAAAAAAAGUCUAGAUCACGUUCCACCUCUAGACAGAUGUCUUCAAGAAGAGCACGUUCUAGAAGCAAGAAUGAUGCAGAUUCCCGUAAAAAGCAUUCUACCUCACGUCGUAAAUCUAGGUCAAAAUCUGUUGAGAGAAAAGAGGGCAAAGAAAGUUCACUAAGAUCUAGACGGAGACGUUCUCGGACUUCUGAUCAUCACAAAUCUAGAUCUAAAUCAGUUGACAAAAGAGAAACUUCACUGCGGUCAAGGCGGAGACAGUCUAGAUCUUCUGAUCGUCGGAAGUCUAGAUCCAAAUCUGUUGACAGAAGAGAAUCAACCAGGACAAGACGAAGAUUGUCGAGAUCCUCUGAUAAUCACAAGUCUAGAUCUAAAUCUGUUGAUAAAAGAGAAACUUUGGUAAGAUCAAGAUGGAGACGAUCUAGAUCUUCUGAUCAUCAUAAGUCUAGGUCACGAUCCAUUGACAAAAGAGAAGCAUCAACAAGGACAAGGAGGAGACGAUCAAGGUCCUCAGAUAAUCACAAAUCUAGAUCCAGAUCAAUUGACAAAAGAGAGACUUCAGUGAGGAGAAGGCGAAGGAGAUCCAGAUCCUCUGAUAAUUAUAAAUCUAGAUCCAAAUCUGUUGAUAAAAGGGAGUCUCCAGUAAGGUCAAGGCGAAGAAGGUCUAGGUCCUCUGAUCAUCAUAAGUCUAGAUCCAGAUCAGUUGAUGACAGAAGAGAAAUUUCAGUGAGAACAAGGCGAAAACGGUCCAGAUCCUCUGAAAAUCAUAGAUCUAGGUCCAAAUCAACUGACAAAAGAGAGUGUUUGAGGACAGGGCGAAGGCGAUCCAGGUCUUCUGACAACCGCAAAUCUAGAUCGAGAUCAGGAGACAAAGAAAUACUGAGGACGAGGCGAAGGCGGUCCAGGUCCUCUGAUCAUCGUAAAUCUAGAUCUAAAUCUGUUGACAAACGGGAAUCUUCAGUGAGAGCACGGAGGAGACGAUCCAGAUCCUCUGAUAAUCGCAGAUCUAGAUCUAAGUCUGUUGACAAAAGGGAGACUUCACUGAGGACAAAAAGGAGACGAUCUAGGUCCUCUGAUAAUCGCAAAUCUAGAUCUAAAUCAGUUGAUACAAGAGAGACUUCCACAAGAACCAAAAGCCGGCGAUCUAGGUCAUCUGAUAAUCGCAAGUCUAGGUCUAAAUCUGUUGAUAAAAGAGAGACUUCAGCAAGAGAAAAAAGUAGACGAUCUAGAUCUAAAUCUGUUGAUAAAAGAGACACUUCAGUACGAGCAAAAAGGAGACGUUCCAGGUCCUCUGACAAUCGCAAAUCUAGAUCCAAAUCUUCUGACAAAAGAGAGACUGUAGCAAGGGCAAAAAGAAGACGGUCCCAGUCUUCUGAUAUCCGUAAAUCUAGAUCUAAAUCUGUUGACAAAACAGAAGUUUCAGCAAGGUCAAAAAGGAGACGAUCCAAGUCAGCUGAUCAUAAAUCUAUAACAAAAUCUGGUGAAAAAAGAGAGUCUUCCCUGAAGUCUAGACAUAGAAGAUCAAAAUCAUCAGAUCGCCAGAAGUCUAAAUCAAAAUCCAGGUCCAAAUCCUCUGAAAGAAGAAAGGACAAAGACUCUUUAGCUGGGUCAAAAGAAAAGAGCUCCAAAUCUAGAUCAAAGUCCAAAUCUCCUGAAAAAACAGAAGGAACUGAAUCUUUGGAAGCAUCUGUGUGUAAUCGUGCAAAAUCACCUGAACACCCCAAAUCUAAAUCUAGGUCCCGGUCUAAAUCUCUGGAUAAAACAGAAAACAGAGAGAGGCUGAGAAGAUCAAGAAGUAAAUGUUCAGAACCCAGAUCUCACACCCAUAGAACAGUAUCACGCUCUAGAAGGAAUCGUUCUCGGUCAUUAACACGGAAGAGGUCCUCAAGAUCAAAAUCUGAUCCCCGCUCACGAUCCCGCUCACGAUCAUGUUCAAGACGCUGGAGAAGGACAAGAUCAAGAUCAGUGUCAAGGCUGCGAUCUUUAUCAAGAGAGAGACGUAGGAGAUCUCGGAGAAAUCGAUCUAGGUCUGUUGACAGAAGAAGGAGAAGGUCAGAUUCAAGAGACAGUUACAGAAUAACUCUCAGAUUACGGUCCCGAAGUAGAACGCCUGUGCGCCUGGGUACAUCUAGAUCCACUGGGAGAAGACGAAGCUCUAGUGUGUCACCUGACCAUCGGAGAUCCAGGUCUUCAAGCAGGUCACCUAAACGACUAACUGAUUUGGACAAGGCACAGUUACUUGAAAUAGCCAAAGCAAAUGCAGCUGCCAUGUGUGCCAAGGCUGGUGUGCCUCUGCCACCAAGCCUUAUGCCUGUUGUCACACCAGAAAAGAAAGAAGAAAAAGUUACCCAAAAAUCAGCAAAAGAGACAAUAAUGGAACUCACUGAGAAAUGCAAGAAGAUUGCACAGAGCCAAGAAGAUGAUGUGAUUGUAAAUAAACCUCAUGUGUCUGAUGAAGAGGAAGAAGAACAUCCUUUUAUUAAUCACCCCUUUAAACUCAAUGAGCCCAAACCUAUUUUUUUCAACUUAACUACUCCUACCAUAAAGCCAGCUCCUCCGAAAAAUCAGGUUACUUUGACAAAGGAGUUUCCUGUCUCUUCUGGAUCUCAACACAGAAAAAAAGAAGCAGAUAGUGCAUAUGGAGAAUGGGUUCCAGUUGAGAAGAACAAAGAGGAGAACAAAGAUGACGUCUUCCCUAACCCAGCUACUCUGGAGCCUGUGGACAUAUCCUCUGCACUGAAUGAGCGGACAAUAGCCCAAAAGAGGCUUACUGAAAAUACUUUUGAUCUGGAGGCAAUGUGCCUGUUAAAUCGUGCGCAGGAACGGAUUGAUGCCUGGGCUCAGCUGAAUUCUCUACCAGGCCAGUUUACAGGAAGUACUGGCGCGCAGGUCUUGUCUUCAGAACAGUUAUCCAACAGUGGUCCUCAGGCUUGGAUUAAAAAGUACUGUGUCCCCCUUCAGGAUCUAGAUUUCAUCCGGAGGGCCUUGACUGCGCUGACCAUACAUGAUUGCUGCAAUGAACAAGAGUCCUGCUGCUGAGAGUGCCCAGGUGAAAAAAUUAUAGGAGAAGGGGUAGUACUUCAUUGGUGUUGGACUAUAAUAAUGAUCUUCCCUUACUUCAGAAGUCAGUGACUGCCAGUAUUAAUGUCUCCUGAGAGCAAUGCAAGAUCCACCAACAAAGUAAGCAUCUCCUUGUAAAAACAAACAAGGGAAUUGGGGGCAGGGGGGACAGACAUUUUAAUUUCACUUAGAAGCUGGGCUGAUAGAUUUCUGAAGUUUGGUUAUGAAAAUUGCCUGCUAAUUCUGGAUUUUGUCAGAAGGCUUAAAUUGAUGGAUUUCUGAUAAUUUUAUUGUAAUCUGAAAAUAGCUUUCCAGAAUCUGCAUGUUUACUGUACCUGCAAGUUAAAAACAGAUUGGGAUAUAUUAAAUUCAUGAUUUAAGUUAAGGCUGAUUGUGAACUGUCACAAAGGACCUCUCCUUUCUGUUGAUAAUAUAUUUUAGGGCUGGACUGUUUCAUUUUCAUAUCCAGACACACAUCUACAAAAACACAGAUAAUCAGCUAUUUUUUAAGAUGCAUUUCUGCCAUUCUGAUUGCAGAAAAUAACUUGGAAAAAUGGGAUGCACCAGCUCUGAAGACCAAAGUGAGCUGGUAUGGAAUCCUGUGAUCUAGAAAUAGGACCUAAGUGCCUUGUACAGCUCCCAGUUUCUUCACUUUACUCUCACGUUAUUAGCUCCGAGACUCUAAACUCAGUGGGUUGGAUCCUACGGAUCUGUUUCACUAGGCAUGGUGUAUUCCUUUGGUGUGAGGAACCUUCCACUUAUGCAAGAGGCUCUUCAGAUAUUCCUGUGUCAGUAAGAAGGCUUCUUGCACAGGAGGAAGGUGCUGCUGUUACUGGAACAGGUUCGUGUGGUCCAACUCAGUGAGCUGAAACUUAGAACCUAAAUCAUUAUUCAAAGUAAAUAUGUGCAACUUAAUUUGAGCGCAGAAUAUUGGAUUUCAUGAUGCCAAAUUUGGCUUCACUGCCUCCUCCUUGUGCUUGGUGAUCUCUUGAGUUCUGUUACAGGUGCAAAUACAGGCAUAGAGAAUUCAUUCUGACUUUGCUUUCCCCCCUUCCAUGUUCACCCACCAUUUUAUUGUGGCUGUCUAUUCAAUAAAAUCAAGUGUCAUUGGGCAAGUUGUUUACAUGUGGCCACAAGAAGUGCUGGUGACUGCAUAUGAGAAGCUCUGAUUUGGGUCAGAGUAGAUGAUCUGUCUGCUAGACAGCAAUAUAAUUAAAGUUUUAACUUCUAACUGUUAUUAUAGGCUAUGCAAAUACACUCAGUAGCAGACAUGGUCUGCUCACUGUAGUCCAUUGUUCUGUGUUUUUCUUAUAGGUAUUCACCCUUGCACCCAGGAUUGGGUAUUCUUGGAGUUCCCAUUUGUGUGGGCUUUUCUUGGCAUUGAAUGAAUCUGGUAAAUUGUAAUUUCUUACCUCUUUGGUUCCUAACCCUUCAUGUGCCAAUCUAGACAUCACAAAGGACUUCCAUUUUUUGGUGUUGAUUUCUCUUUCUAGAAGUUCUUGCUGUUAGAUGUUUAUUAGGUUGUAAUUGCAUGUUCUGUAAACUUAAUGUGGAUCAACCUUCCCCAAACUCAUAUAGAGGAAAUGGGAUCAUCAGAGCUUGGCUCUGACUGUUAGUGGGAGAGCUAAAACACACUUUGGCAUAAGAGGAUCUGAAGAUUCACAGAGGAGAAAUUGCCAGAAAGCAACAUAGUAAAUAUUGGAAUGAGAAUAACACACAUUACAAAUGCUAUUGGAUAGCUAACAGAAAUAAAGAUACAGGUUUCCAUUUCUGUCUUUUUACAAAAUGCAGCAAAAUAGAACAGCACUUGGUAGAUGAGUUUUAUUUUGAACUAAUCUUUGCUGUUAAAAUUAUACUAUAGAAUAUUUUAAUAUUUAGAAUACUUUGACUCUCGGUCUUGCUUAGAUCAGGAAUACUUAAUUCUACUUUGCUGUACUAGUCUAAUUUGUAUCAACACACAAGAAGUACUUUGUAUGAAUUCUUGCAAACUGGGUGCAGUUGUUAACAGUAACAUUCCUUUAGGAGCAGAGUGAAAGAGAGUUUUUUUCCCCAUAGUUACGCUGUGAAUUAAUGUCCAAAUCGAAUUGUGCUUCUGUCAUUUCAAGCAUUUCUUCAAUUUCCAUAUGAUGCUCAGAGAGCUUCGUAUACAGCGUAUAACUAUCUGAAGCUUCCCUAAAUUUGCUAAUGCUGUUUCAGUGUGAAGGGUUUCUGUGUUGGCAGCUGCCAUGUAAAAAUACAGAAAAUUAUUUGAGCUGGAUUUCUUUUCACAUCUCACUGCAGUUAGGAAAUAUUCUGAAAUAUUUUUUUUAUUACUUAUAGGCUUUAAAGGCUUAUUUGGAUGCCAUAGAAUCAGGAAAUAAAACUAGUUGUGUCAACUGUGCUGCAUUUGGUAGAUUUAUGAGAUGCAGUCCAGAGGAGGCAUUUUGAAGUUCCAUUGAAAUCAGUGGCAUUUAAAUGCAUAGGUUCCAGUAGGACUUAACGGCCAACCCCUAUACUUUUUUUGGAUUCUCCCUUAAAAAUACAGAAGCAUGAUACACACUGGAUUGGCUAACUUAGAAGCUAAUGUUUCCAUAGCUGCUUUUCAAAGUUGAAUUGCAAAAAUAUUACCAAACUUCAAUAUAUCCUUUUUGGGUUUAAGAUUGUGUUUUCUUGCUUUUAAACCUGAAAAAGGCUAUUCUUAUCUCCCCCCCCAAUUAUUUUGGAAAGGGUGUGGUAAAUAUCUGCACUCUUUGAAAGACUUUGUCAAAAAUUAGGUCUGUGUCGUCUUUGUGAACUGGGUGCACAUUGGUGAUGAAACAGACGAUGCUGAACAUUCUAUCAUUACAAAGCAGGUACAAAAGAGGAGUCGGAACCCAGGGUGACAUUGGGGUUUGUAUCAUUCUCUGCAUGGGUUGCCCUUUUCUAAUGAGAGGUUCCUGGAAAGGAGAGGGAGGAUGAAAAUGGAAGUAAGUAAAAGCCAUUGAAGGUGUAUCAACUUCAGGCAGUUGGUAUCUGGCAACAGCUAAUGUGUCUCUGUGUGUAUACAGACUGCAUGGCUUGCAUUUUAGUGAUAGAGGUAAUGCCUGCCUCAUUCUACCUUUUCCUUAUAUCAGAGCACCUUCUUCUGCAGAACAAAAUGUACAGGUAUUAUAGCUGAAACUGAUGUUACGUGUGUUCUGGAAAUUCUACCUUUUGAUUUCUUAACAUCAGGAAAUGGGGAGCUUGAUUCAUAUUGCCAAGGAUAUGUGUCGUAAUUGUGAUGAAGAGCAAAACAUUCAUUAAACUUAUUUAUGCUCAUUAUUUGCUUUUGCAGUCUUUUCUCAGUAAAAAUUAAAACCCAGAUUGAAAGUAAAUAAUUACUUGAUUUGUAGGUUGUAUCUUACAAAAGACCACAUGAGAAUAAUGACUCUUUUUUCAUUACCAAUGUGUAUUUUUAAUACUAGCAGUUUAUUGCAUUGGGUCAUUGGGUGGAGCAGAAAAGAGAGAUGAUAGUUCACAGAAUAGCCUGUGAACUUUCACCCCUCUAUAUGGACACUUGUUUCAGGGCCAAAUCUGCCUUGUUGUAGCUGCCUCCUUGCCACGGUCAUUGCCAGCCCUACUAUUCACAACACUGCGGCCAUCGCGGCCUA